AUGACCGCUAUGAUGACCGCCGCCGUGGCGGAGGUGGUGGCUAUGGUCGUUACGAUGAUUAUCGCCGAGAUGACCGUCGCGACCGUGGCUAUGGCCGUGAUCGUGAUGACGGGUACGCCCCUCGCGGAGUCGAUCGCUACGCACGCGAUGAUCGAUACAGCAGCCGAGGUGGUGAUGACCGUCCACGAGGCGGCGGAGGAUACUCUGACCGUUAUGACCGAGGUGAUCGUGGUUCUGCUCGUGAACCUGCUCCUGCAUCCAACUAUGGUGAUCCCGCUCCUCGUGGAGAGGCUAGAGAGCCAUACGGAGGUGGUGAGCGCCCUGCUCGUUAAAUUCGCACGAUCUCGAACGCGCAACCAUAGCUUUGGAUCGGCGGCUUUCAUUGAUGCAUGUGCUCUUUAA
Molecule: messenger RNA, 402 nt
Organism: Lachnellula hyalina
Lineage: Eukaryota; Fungi; Ascomycota; Leotiomycetes; Helotiales; Lachnaceae
Exons: 2
Coding region: 1-402 (133 amino acids)
Source: RefSeq, a predicted model, not a curated record